Molecule: messenger RNA, 2459 nt
Organism: Xenopus laevis (African clawed frog)
Lineage: Eukaryota; Metazoa; Chordata; Amphibia; Anura; Pipidae
Gene: b4galt1.L
Product: UDP-Gal:betaGlcNAc beta 1,4- galactosyltransferase, polypeptide 1, gene 1 L homeolog
Exons: 7
Coding region: 857-1921 (354 amino acids)
Biological process (GO): glycoprotein biosynthetic process; carbohydrate metabolic process; protein N-linked glycosylation
Cellular component (GO): Golgi membrane; Golgi apparatus; Golgi cisterna membrane
Molecular function (GO): galactosyltransferase activity; N-acetyllactosamine synthase activity; glycosyltransferase activity
Source: RefSeq, a predicted model, not a curated record
GGCAAAAGGGGUGGGCCAUGACACAAAAGUGGGCGGUACCGCGGAGAUUUCAGGACGGAUUUCAGUUAAGUUUUACAGGGAAUUGGGGGCUGGCCGAGGGGUCUUUUUAAGGGUAUUACAAAUUUACCGUCAGCUACAUUGCCGGUAAAUUUGUAAUACCAGCCCCAGCCUUGGCAGGUGUUUUACCGGCUAGGCCGUCAACCCUAACCAUGUGUGCAAUUUUAAUCACAUAAUACCCUCUGUUUUUAGGGGAUUGUAUUUCACAGAAUAAAUAUAGCUCAAGGUGGCACGCAACAAAAUUUAGGUGUGAAUUAGCACUUAAAAAAGUGUAUGCGAACAUUCCAUUCAUAAGUACUACACUAUAUUAUUUUUCUUUUUUCCCCCCUCAAUGGCUUAUUGCCUUUGAGAUAUACAGCAAUCUCUCUUUAAAAAGCGUUAUCUUGGUAGUCAGCUGCUUGGGGUCUAGCAUAGACCUGCCUUUUGUUACAACCUCCUCCCCUUAAUUGCGACACUCCGUAUGUUACGUCAUACAGAUUUCUUCCCCUAAACGUUUAUAGAAUGCGCGUAUCCUGUAACAUGGGCAGGAAGCGAGUGUCCCGUUAGGGCGGCACUGGUGGUGCAAAUAAGACGCACAUCGUUGAUAGAGCUAGUUUUUUUUCCCUGGGACUCAACAUGUUGCUAUGCUUUUAAACUUACCAAAGAACAGCUUCUCUGGAAAGAACCCUUAUGUGAGUGCCAGAGUAAGUUCGCAACUCGUGCGCUCUGAAGUGGUUAAAUAGUGAUGAAACGCUACAAGCUGUCACGGUUUAUCGCUUACACACGUUAUUUGCAAUGUGCGAAUUGACGGUUCAGCACAAUGAAACAACCGCUAUUGCCAGUAUCCGCUGUUACGUCCGCCCUGCCCGGUGCGUCUCUACAGAAAGCCUGUAAGUUCCUGGUGGUCUUCUGCUCCCUUCACCUCAGCGUUACUAUGCUCUACUACUUGUCCGGCGCCGAUUCCAGCAUCUUCCAGUACUUUUCGAUAAACCAACAGCAGCAGACACCAACCGCAAUUUACUCUACUUACAGUACCCCGCUAACAACUACUAUCGCCAAAGAACUUCCCGACUGCCCGGAGAGCUCUCCUCUGCUACGUGGUCCUGUUACUGUUAAUUUCAAUGUACAAGUCAAUAUAACAGAAGACAUUAAAGCAAAUCCACAUGUAACAGAGGGUGGUCACUACAAACCAAGUGACUGCAAAGCAUUGCAGAAAGUAGCUAUCAUUAUACCAUUCAGAAACCGGGAUUCACAUUUGAAAUACUGGCUUCAUUAUAUGCAUCCCAUAUUACAGAAACAGCAGCUGGAUUAUGGAGUGUACAUUAUCAAUCAGGAUGGAGACAACACAUUUAACCGGGCCAAGCUAAUGAACAUUGGUUAUGCAGAAUCUCUGAAAGAGUAUGAUUAUGACUGCUUUGUGUUUAGUGAUGUUGAUAUUGUCAUUACGAAUGACAGAAAUCUCUACAGGUGUUAUAACCAGCCGAGGCACAUAUCUGCGGCUAUGGAUAAGUUUGGGUUUGGUCUGCCAUACGCCCAGUAUUUUGGAGGUGUAUCUGCUCUAAGCAAAGAACAUUUCAGAAAAAUCAAUGGAUUUCCAAAUAAAUACUGGGGAUGGGGCGGAGAAGAUGAUGAUAUAUACAACAGGAUUGUAGCCAAAGGCAUGUCAAUCUCUCGGCCAGAUACUGUAACUGGUAAAUGCCAGAUGAUCAAACAUAAUAGAGAUGAAAAAAAUGAUGCCAAUCCAAAAAGGUUUGACUUGAUUUCAAAAACAAGAGAAAGCAUGGAAAAAGAUGGGAUUAAUUCACUCUCCUAUAAAGUAGUGAAGACAGAAAAGUUUCCAUUAUAUGUAAAAAUCACAGUGGAUGUUGGUAUUCCAUCACGCUAAUGUUUUUGGACUUAAAAAUGCAUUGACUGUUCAAAAUGGCUUUAACAUAUUUAAAUGUGGCUUUCAGCAGCCAGAUUUUAAUACAGAAUAUUUUUUUUAUAUCUCUACAAUAUAGCCAAAAGAUGUGGAGUCAACUAUAUAUAAGUAUUUAUAAUUUUAAUAUCUAAUUGUAUUUGACCAAAUUAGUGACACAUAUCAGGAAAAGACCGUAAACUCAUUGUGUACAAUGCUGCUAUUUAUUUAUAAAUGUUUACACAGUUAUGAGAAAAGGUAAAAAAAUAAAUAAACCAAAGCCCAUAACAAAAAUUCACAUUUCAUAAUGUAAAAUUGUUCAGUGGACAGUAAUUACAUUGUGAAUGUUAAUUGGGCACUGCUUGAAAUUGGCCUAUUUUUUUGGGUGCAAAAAAAUAACUUUUGUUGUAAAACUGCACCCUGCUUUAUACACUGCAGACUGAUACAAAUGAUAACAUGCGUAACCAUUUACAAUUAUACCUUUAUUUUUUGGCUAAAGUAUAUUCUGGGCCGUUCCUGCUAUGAG